UUGUAAUUUUGUAUCACCCCUCUUUGCCAUUCACAAAAACUGCAUCACCUUUUAACCUAUCAGUACAAAAUGGGUCUCCGUGAACAUAUCACAUUAGGAUUAUUUUCAUUUAUUUUACUAUUUUCUAUUACAUCCAUCAGUCAUAGCGCAGUUUCAGCUGAUGACAAUGAUGUAGAGUUGCUCAUGUACAGGAAUAGUUACCUCAUUCACAAAAGCGUGUUGGAAGCGUUAAGACGAUUCAAGCGCGGGAUCACUGACCUAGAUCCUGGUAAUAGGGCAACGGAGACGCUCCCAUCAACAACAACCCCAACACCUCCUCCUCCGACAAACCCGGGUGUGACUGGUGCUGCUACAACUGCCUCUCCAGAAACAAAAGCAUCAUCAACAGCCGCUAAAGAAUCAUCAACAACUGUCAAAACAGCAACGACCAGCGCUACUGCAACAGUUACUGCAUCUCCAACAGUAACAACACUAAAUACAACAACAACAACUAAAUCAGGUUCAGGAAUAGCUAUGAUUAACACAACCCAAACACUUCUUUUCUGGGUCAUUAUCCUGAUGACGCUAGCUCAGUUUAUCUAAACUGUACGAUUAGACAGUCAACCAGGUGCCAGAUCAAGCUAGACUGCUCAACUUCCAUUUUCAUUUUAAUUCCCCAUUUCAAACAUAAAGACAAGUUCCUAUAAUUGGUAAUUUCGGGACAAAAAAUAAAGUUUCAAAACUUCAGAACGCUGUGGACAAUAUUAUCCCGGGCGAACUGCCGAACAAAAGAUGAGAAAAUAAUCACAUACAUUUAUAGGCCAACAUCUGUUCAUUUACUGGAAACAUAAUUAUAAAUGAAGUAAUAUACGAGAAGGAAAUACUACAAAAACCUUUAUUUAUUUACUUUGCAUUAUUAUUGUAUUGAACUUUUUCUAUAUUUCUGCUACUUACAGCAUAAUAACUUUGAAAUACAGAACUACAUAUUGAAGAACUGUGAAAUCUAGACUACUAGUAGCUAAUACUCUGACAAUAAGUUUAUUUGAUUAUAUUUUCAUUUUUUUUUUCAGUUCAUGAACUUUCAUUAUUAGACUGUAAAAUGCUGUCUGUUGACCAUUUUGCUUUUUGGUUGGGUUUAAAAUCACAAAGUAGGUCAUAUGGCGACUUUUCCAGCUUUUGAUGAUGGAGGAAGACCCCAGAUGCACCUCUGAGUCUUGUUUCAGGCAUGGGUGGGCGGCACCUGGUUUGAACCACUAACCUUCCGUAAGCCAGGUGGAUGGCUUCCUCACAUGAAGAAUUGGGUGAGGCUCUGAAGUAUCUGUUCUAUCAUAUCGAGAGCAAGAAAUAUGCACGUAUUCUUCAUGUGAAGAUUUAGAGUAUUUCACCAAUAUACACAUCAUCUGCUUUAUCUACUAUGUUUUACUACAAUUAUCUAACUAUUAUACCAAAUUUGUAUAGUACUUUGUAGCAUGAAUCAGAAAAGAAUAUUGUAUAAGUAUAAUAUGACUGAGAAAAUAUCAAAUAUAAAGCCUAUCUUAAAUGAUAUUCACUUUUUGUAUCAAAUGUGCUUACAUGUAUUGAAAAAUGUAUAGAAUUUUAUGUUCUAAGUAAAAUUUUAGAAAUAUGUA
Molecule: messenger RNA, 1607 nt
Organism: Mercenaria mercenaria
Lineage: Eukaryota; Metazoa; Mollusca; Bivalvia; Venerida; Veneridae
Product: integumentary mucin C.1-like
Exons: 4
Coding region: 70-582 (170 amino acids)
Source: RefSeq, a predicted model, not a curated record